AUGCUUGAAAAAAUGCAGGCAUUAAAUAAUCUUAGAAAUUGCUCAACUUUUCAUGAUUUCAUAUUUAUCCAUAGAGGAAUCAGAUACCCAGUAAAUUCACUUCUCGUUUCAACAGUUUCAAAAGUAAUUUCACAAAAAUCUGUCUCAGAAUUCGAAAUUCCUCCAAUUGAUGGGCCUAUGGAAGAUUUUAUAAGCUUAAUAUAUGGCCAAAGCGUAUUAAUUACACCAAUAAAUUGCAGAUUUUUCAAUUGCAUCGCAAGACUGUUAGAUAUACAUGAUCUAGUAGAGAAAACUAAUGAAAUUAUUCUUAAAACCAACACUCUUGAUAAUGUAAUAAAUUUUGCAGAACAAUUACUUGAUUGCGGCUUAGAUGCUUCAGAAGAAAUAGAUUUAAUAGCAAGUAACUUUACUAAAAUCAUUGAAAAUUCAUUUUUAAAGAACUGUUCUCCUAGAUUGUUGACAAAUAUUAUACAAUCUCCUUCAUUUACAGGAAGUGGCAUUCAUUUAGUGCAAUUCCUUGGAUCCAUGAUACAAAGUGACCCUCUCAAGUACUUACAAGUAUCACAAUACCUUAUUUCAAAUGGUCUGGAUCCAAUUCAGGCCUUUACAACUUUACAGCCCUCAUUUGACCUGAACAAAUGCAAGGGCUUGCUCACUACAUUAAUUCCACGAAUGAAGGCCACAAAAGAAAAAACCAAAUAUUUCAUUCCAAAACCGGGUCGUGAAUUUGAAGGAUUUUUCAAUUACGCAAGCCAACAAAUCCAAACUGAAUAUCAUGGCGCCAAUAUAUUCUUCUCAAUUACGGCUUCAUCUGAAAAAUCAGAAACAACAGCGGUAACAAACCUUUUACAUCCAGAAGAUAAGACCACAUACUUUGAUACAAAAGGAUUUUCCGAAGAAUGGAUACAAAUAAAGCUCUCUUCCGGUCAAUUUGAAAUGACACAUUAUUCUUUUAUGUCAUGGAAAGAUGCGAACAAAGGACCAUGCCCAGAAUCAUGGAUACUACAAGGAUCUGCUAAUGGAUCUACGUGGAUUGAAUUAGAUCGAGUAGAACAUGAUAGAUCUCUCCUUGCUCCUUCAGCGGUUUCACUUUUUAAGGUCAAAUCAAUUUGUCCUCCAUUGGUUUACUUCAAAUUUAUACAACUCAAUACUUGCAGCACCAGAAAUAAAAGAUUCAUACUUUCUGGUCUCGAAAUCUUCGGAAAAUACAUUAACUGA
This is a messenger RNA of Trichomonas vaginalis G3, 1218 nucleotides long. RefSeq names its product galactose-binding domain-like family. NCBI's taxonomy places the organism in Eukaryota, Parabasalia, Trichomonadida, Trichomonadidae. The transcript has a single exon. Bases 1 to 1218 code for a protein of 405 amino acids. The record is from RefSeq and is a predicted model, not a curated record.